UGGUAGAUUGUAUCUUGUCAACCUACUUCGGUAGGCUAUGCCUCCUAAGUUUGUCCUCGUAGCUUGUGCUCGUAGGUUGUCCUCGUAGGUUGUACUCAGUGGUCUAAACUACUCAUAUAUAUAUAAUAUCUAAUGGGAAGUAUUGUGGUUUUGUGACCUACAUCCCAUACGCAAUACAGUAUGUUACAGCAAGAUAUAGUUAACCACAAUAACAACAGAUGCGGUUGCGGUUCUAAAGUGUUUACGCAUGUAAGCAAGCUUCUAGCGCAUGCAAGCAAGCUUCUAGAUAACGUUCUAAUUAAUUAUAUAUGAAAUUAUAAUAUGAUAUAAAAAUGAUAUUACAUAAUAGUAGUUGCUAUCAUGUAACAGUCAAACAGUGUAAGAUAAUUUCCAAACUGAAGAAAGAAAAUUACAAACUAAAUAUGUGUUUAAGAGAAUGCGAAGACGAAUUACAAGAUAUAAAGUUUGAGUUCCGUGAUCUACAAGAUGAACACGAAGAACUUAAGACUUCGCUUGAUAACACAGACGGCAAUCCUGCAACUACGAUCGUCGCUGUAGAUAAAACCAGUGAGAUUGAAAUACUGCGCGCGAAAAUCAACGCUUUGGAAAGCGAUGUGGAACGUAAUCGCCGUGCAAUCGGAGAGCUCGAGAAAACUAACAAAUCGUUUCAAGAAAGGGAGUUGGAGUUGCUGAACGCCGAUAGAGAAAAGACGAUGCAUCUUGACAUCGCCGUGAAAAAGAUACGUGCUUUGGAAAAAGACGUAGGUAUGUUUGCCAGACAGAGCAGCGAGCUCAAAGCUGAGAUAAGGGCUCUAAAAAAUCGCGAUCACGAAUCUACUUUUGAUUUAAUGCAUGGUGAAGCAGCCAGGUAAGUUAUUGCACAUUUAUUCAUACCGUUUUUCCUCUAUUUAGCUCCCUGGAUUUUUUUACU
Messenger RNA from Xenia sp. Carnegie-2017, 931 nucleotides. RefSeq lists its product as uncharacterized. The transcript has 2 exons. The record is from RefSeq and is a predicted model, not a curated record. NCBI's taxonomy places the organism in Eukaryota, Metazoa, Cnidaria, Anthozoa, Malacalcyonacea, Xeniidae. Bases 333 to 872 code for a protein of 179 amino acids.